AUGUACAAGCUUCAUAAGCGAAUUGACGCCUCCCCAAGAGUCGACGGCGACAUCAGCAGCGGUGGCGCGGAUGUACACUGUGCGAACGAUGGUCGGGAGUACGAGCAGCCAUUGACAGGCCCGCAGUCGAUUCCUGAAGACGGUGUCCGUGAUGCCCAGCAGCUGUAUCAUUCAGGGCAGCGAGGGUAUGAGUACGGGCACAGUGCGGAGUCGGGCGCUGGCGCUGGCGCGGAAGGGCCAAAUGCCCCCGUGGCAGGCAGUGCUGAAGGAUACCGCGACUACGGGCCGGAGGAUUCGGGCGCCUACGGCGUGGCCUCGUAUUUUGGCCAGGGAAGCAGCACACAGCAGCAGCAGCAGCAGCAGCAGGUGGGGAUGUUGGCGCCACAGGGGUACGCCCAGGGUGGUGAGACCCAAGGCGACGGGGAGGAUGAGGCGCACAUGUUUGCUGACUACCGCGGCCCCAUCGAUGGCGAGCGGGCGGAGCGUUACAACCGCCGGCUGCAGCAGCAGAAACAGUACGAUGACAUCCCCACCCCACCAGAUGACGCAGACCCGAGAGAAGUGUUUGCCUAUUACCGAAAGCUCAUCGGACUCGUGCAUUUUGUGCCGCCGCGGCACUGGCGUGAGAUUCGCUUCGACCUACCGGCGAACGUUGCGGAGCUGCGCCUCUACCCGCAGCGGCGCGAGCGUGUGCAGGACCGCGAGCCGAUCCGACCCACCUCGUGCAUUGCCAUCUCGCUGAAGGGCAUGUUGCCGGAGAACACAACGCCGUCUGAGUACGCAGCACAGAUGGUCCAAUACAUGUUUGACCUGCUGAACUACCAAAACGCCUCCACCGCCAUCACGGAGCUGCGCUUUGUGAAGAAGGGCACAGAGCUGCUGCAGAUGGUAGUGACGCUCGGCAAGGACACGCGGCUGGCGGGGCGGGUGCUGACCGAGCUGCAGGCCGCGGGCCUCCGAGCGUACUAUGGCAAGCCGGUCUUCGAGUUUCCUCCGAACGCGACCUUCCAGGUGAUCGACUACCGCCGGACCCUGCACGACGGCAGAGGCAUCUCGGCCGACGACGUCACAUACCUGCUGGAGCCGAUACGGCAGUAUAACACCGUCGACAUCAACGUCAUCGAGGGCUACGAGCCCGGUGUCUUCUACGCGCCGGUGAAGCGGCCAGAGACGGUGUACUCGUUUCUGUGGAACUACUUCUGCUCCUACAAGUUCCAGUCUGACCUGUUCCGCCGCUACGGCGUAUUGGUGACCAUGGCGCAGUGCCCACAUGAGUUCCUGCAGAAAGGCAUCCCGUACCACAUCCAGAAGCAGCAGCUCGAGGAGAAAAUUCGAGCGGAGCUGCAGCGCAAGGGUAUGGAGAAGCGCGAGUACGAUGGCAGCGGCGGCGGCGCCGACGCUGGCGGCGUCGAUGACGACUCGGACGAUGGCAUGAACGGCGGUGCCGACGAGGGGACUGGCGAAGGCCCACCGCCUGCGUGGGCCGCGAACGCCGCUGACGAGAUCGACAUCUUCAGCUCGAGUCCCCGUGCAAGCCGCGCACAGCAGCAGCACUCCACCUCGGCGGCGGCGUCCGACUCACUCGGGUACGGCUCCGCCAGUAGCAGAGCUGCCGUGACAGCUACUGCAGCGGCGACGGCGAACACCGUGGCAACCGCCAUCACCUUCGUCGACGAAGACGGUCUCGAGGAUGUCGAUGCGCUACUCAGGCAAUACAACGCCGUCACGGAGCCUACACCGUCGGCAGUGAAAGCAAAAGACGCAGCAGCGAAGGGACGCAAGGCCAAGGAGGCGGCGAUGGAGGCAUCCACAGCGACUGUGGGUGGAUGUGGUGUCGGUGAGGAAGUUUCAGCGCCGCCAGACCCUGGCUCGCAAAACGGCCCAUACAUCCCGCCUCCGCCGUCGGUGGCGGGGGCGGGCUGGGGUGGCGGUCACAACGGCUACGGCAGUGAACCGUACAGCACUCUGCCUGGGUACACACCGGAAGCGGGCACGUACGGGUACCCGCAGCCACCACAGUACUACCAGUCCUCCCUCUCCUACGGCGGAGAUGGUCGUGACGCGCAGCCAGACUCGUACUACGGUGGGCACCACGGUGCCGCUCCCCCGCCACACGUCAACCCGCCUCCGAACGUGGCGCAGCGGCACUCUGCGUCAUACGCAGCGCCGCCGUAUGCGUACAUAGACCGAAGCACCCACAGUACUGCUGCAGACGCCUUGGCCGCCACCGCCACAGCUAGUGGCGGUGCUCCGUCGGCCUAUCCGCUGCUCGUGGACGAGGUAGAUGAUGAACAGGGUGUGAUCCCGCACUCUCAGCAGCAGCAGCAGCAGCAGCAGCAGCAGGCUUCGAUUUCGUGGACGGGCGAUGGCUUCGGGGGCGACUAUGGCGAGUUGGACAGACAGCAGCAGCGACCGCCGUCGUCCUUUGAGGCGACAGCGCCAGCCUCGCACGAGAAGGAUAUGCUGCUCUCUUGGUCCAUGGAUGAGGGCCUGGCGAACAGCACAGCGUCUGGCUACGCGACAACGGGGUUCUUCUCCGCCCCACCACCCCCUCACUCUCAGUACGUCCCUGGAAACGCAUUCGGUCAGGAGAACAGCGAGGGGGGCAGCGCCAUGCAGAGCCAUGGCAGCAACUGGCCAGUCUUCAGCGACGCACCGCAACAGCAGCUGCUGCCGCCCAACACCUAUGAAAGUGGUGCUCUUGUAGGCGGCGUGCUGGGGGACUGUGACACGACCCUACCCCCGUACUACUCAGGCAGCGAUGGUAGCGGCUACCUUCAACAGCCCCCGCACGCAGCGGCCCCAUGGGGCUACGCCGACAGCGGCAGCGGCGCUCCGAUGCGGUACGGCGAACCGAUGCCGAUGCCGAUGCCGCCGCACGUGCGUGAGGCAGCAGAAAUUGUGGCAGACUUAGAGGAACGUAUUCAGGCUGCCUUUCCCGCUACAUGGGCCACGGCCUUUGAUGCCUCAGCCCAGCCGUUCCUCUUGGAUGGUGAGGCACUGGCGAGUCAGGAGAUGCAGAGCACCUUGGAGGAGCCGAGCUGCGUCCUCGAGCACCUCCCUGACGCAGCAGCCGCUGCCGUCGCGAAUCUGCCGGCCCCAACGACAGAGAUCGAAGAGCUGCUCAGCUUUCUGCACCGCAACGUCAGCCUCGUUGGUCGACUGCUCCAUAAGACCACCACGACGACCGUUGAGCAGGCAGCCGAGGUAGCUGUCUUCCGCGCCCGCGUCGCACGUGCGCUGCUUAUUGGCGCCACAAUGACUAUUGGCGCAUCUGAGUCGCCAGCGUCCCCAGAGGCGGUCCGCGCUGCGUGGGAACAGCGCAGCGCGGACGGCAGCGCAAUGCCCGCCCCGCCUACUCCAGCACACCACAACAAAGGGGGAGUGUCGGCCGACGCGGAGGAAGCCGCUGCUGAAACGCAGCUGCCAGCCUUGCUUCCCUACCUCCUUCGGACUCCAUCGGGCGUCGACCUGGCAAUGCUGCUCGCCUUCCACUACCCCCGGGCCUUUUCCCGUCGCUUCUUGCCGUAUGCCCCAGCCUACCUCUUCGACGAAAAUGUCGUGCGAGUCGUCAUCACGACAGCGCUGCGGCGCGAUGCGCAGGCCGAUAACGUCCUUGUCCGUCAUGUACUGGCGCACUGGUUUCCGCUGGCACAGUGGCUUCUGCGCGUCGCCCACCACAAAGCAGCAGCAAAGCGCGUCGGUGGUGGGGCGAGCGCGCCAGUAGCGGGUGUGGAAGAAAGUGGCAGAAGAACAGUCGCCAUGAAGCAUCUCGUGUCGUCCAUCGGGAGCACGAUGGACGCCGUUCUCGCAGCACUCUCCACCGUGCAGCGAGAGGCCUGCCGUGCCAGCAGCGACGCAUGCGACUACGUGACCGCGUUCGCUGAGGCGGUGUGCAGUGCUGACGCCCAUGACCAGGCAGGGGAUGGUGGUGCGCUCCCCCUGCUCUGGGGCCCUGACGGUGCGCUUUACCGAUCCCUGGUGCGGCUCUACGUGAACGCGGACGUGUGUGACGGCGCGAAGGUGGCGUUGCACAUGUUGUGCUGUGGCCGGUCCGCGUCGUCACCGACACUGACGUCUCUCACCAACAGCGAGGUGUGCUUAACGCGGGACCACUACUACUACUGUGCCGUGCUGCUCUCCCGGUCGCACACAGCCCCGGUGCUCGGUCGUGAGACAGCCGCCUUCUGCGGGACAUUCCUGAAGCUGCUGGAGCUGCAGCACACGCGGUGGCAGCAGCAGCGACGCCAGGAAACCGAGAGCGGUGGCAACACGACGAAGACACCGUCGGCUGGAGAGGCGGAGGCGGAGCAGCUCCUCGAUACCGCCCUCAAGGCCAUGGAGACCAUCGACGUCUACACCGCCUUGCGCGACGCGUACUUGGCCGUCGAGGUCCCCAUUACCCGCUUUGAGGCUGUGCUUGCUCGCCUCAGCCCUGCCGAGCCAUCCGCGGCACUGCAGCUGCAAGUGCCGACACUCGAGGAGUGGUAUGAUGGUAGCAACAGCUGCCGCGGUAGGGGCGACCACAACGCUGGUCACCCGCCGCGCAAGCGUGGUGCAGAGGCACCCGCCAUCCCUAGCAUCUUUUACUACCGACCUCCAGCGCGUCGCGACGCGCGGUGGACUCAACUUCAGCAACAGCAACCGCAGGCGUCACGAGUGACAUCGAAGGCGCCCGGUCCCGGUGGCGCCAACGGUCAGACGAGCAUCGCCUCUCGCUGGCGGCAAGAGUGGACGGCAGCAAUGCGCACAUACCCACCGUCAGGAGUCCCCUUUACCGCAUUGCCAGAGGGGUGGACAAGCCAGCCCAGUCGUGAGUGUGGCCACUACUACUUCAAGCCCCCUGUACCAGCGUCGUCGACAGACGGCGCAGCGGCUGUCGACGCCGCCGCCUCUGCCACCGCACCAACCUACAAGCACCCUGUGGACGGCAAGGAGCACCUGGUCACCCCGCAAGCCUUACUGCUGCAGGAGGCGGCAGCGGAUGUAAGCGCCCCGAGUGCUACGCUCGAUCAGGUGCGCACCCGCGCCAACGCCAUGCAUGCGGAAGAGGCAGCGGCGAUCGGGUUGCCACCACCGGCGGAACUUACUGCCGCGGACGCGGAGGCCUGGGCAUCGGAUCAGCGCCGCCGGAAUGUGUUCCUCGACAUCGCCACGGUGGAGUUGCUGGACGUCAAGUACCGGGUAGCGGGUCGUCCCGGCCCCGUCACCGUGGAGGCUGCCUCGGCAAGUGGUGUGAGGCGCGGUCGUGAUGCUGGUGCGGCAGCACUGACGUCGGAGCAGUUGCAUCGACUACUCCACAAGGCAAUACCCAACUCAUACCCUCCGGUGGGAAUGCCGUAUCCGGCGCUCAGCCGCGGCUGGUCCGUGUACCUCAACUCCGCCCGUGGUCAGUAUGGCUUUAAGGGUCCAAGUAGCGGCUCGAGUCAACCGCCUCUGUUUGUGCACCCCAAGACGCGGAAGCACUACUUCGUCUCCCCGCAGGCGUUUGUGCAGCAGCGGAAGGUGAAUCUCGAGGUGGUGGCGCGUGAUGCCGGAGUGGAGAAGAAGGAUGUGGAGUCGUGGAUGACGGAUCAGCGCACUCGGCACGCUGCGAUUGAUGCGGCGGUGGUGAAGCUCAUUCCGAUCACAUACAGCGACGUCGACAAGGUAAUGGAAAAGAGCGCGGCGGUGGUAGAGGCUGCGGAGGAGAAAGCCGCGUCGCCACCAGCCUCAACCUCGCGCGACCGUGACCACCAGCACCAGCCCUCCUCGUCAUCACGGCACCGCCUCGAGCGCGAGGGUCGUGGCAGCAGCGGCGGUCGAAGACGCCGACGCCGCGAGGAGAGCGGCAGCGACGCCUCCUACAGCGAUGAUGGCAACCACGACAACCACGGCGACUCUCGCAGUCGUCGUCGUCGCCGCCGUCGCCGCCGUGACCGAUCACCACGUCGCCGAGGCGGAAACAGCGGUGGUGGUGAUGUUCGCCACCAGUAG
Messenger RNA from Leishmania braziliensis MHOM/BR/75/M2904, 5976 nucleotides. RefSeq lists its product as hypothetical. NCBI's taxonomy places the organism in Eukaryota, Euglenozoa, Kinetoplastea, Trypanosomatida, Trypanosomatidae. The transcript has a single exon. The coding region runs from base 1 to 5976 and encodes 1991 amino acids. The record is from RefSeq and is a predicted model, not a curated record.